AUGAUGGGGAACGGUGAAGAUGGCCGUUGCGUAUUUCCCUUGACAAGUUUACAAAUUGGGGAUUUGCAGUCCUAUCUUUCACAUCUUAAUCUAUUUCUGGCCCCUGAAAGUAGAAAACUCUAUAUCUUGGUGGACAAUCGGCCAUGGUUGAAAGAUCUUGGUUCCAAGCCUACGCAUUUUUGGCAAUUGAUGGUCACUAAGUCUAGGAUGUCCCCCUUUGCAAACUCUAGAGGGAACAAGGAGAGAAAGGUGACAGGUGAAUUUUCAGAGUUACCUGCUUCUUCCAAAUUAAAUUCAGGCAAAUCGAAGAAGUUCAAAAUGUGGUUAUCAUUGAUUGAUGCUGCAAUGUUAUCCCGGAAGAGGUCUUUGCUUCCUGUAAAGAAGCUUAGGAACUCUUUGAUUUUCAAUAGCAAGUUGAAUAGAACCUUGUAUGGCUUUAUUGUAUUCGAGGUCGCAUGGUGUAAUGUGCGUGGCAUCAACUAUUUUAAUGAGCUUCAGACUGAUACAUCACUGGCAAUAGAAGCUAAAUUCAUGAGAAGAUGGGAAUUCGAUAGUAUAGAGCAAGCUGUGAGAUGCAUGUCUUCAUGGUUCCCUGGGACACCAAAUGAGCAGACUUUUGUGAAAGAUUAUUUGGACACUAGAGAAACUGGGGAGAUUUUCCAUGAUGCUCAAGAUAAUUUUCCGAUGAUGAACAAUGUGGAUAAUGAUGACUCUGUUAGUGGUGAUGUGUGUAGCGGGGAUGAUUCUCCUAUCUGUCCCAGUGGUUGCGCUGUAUACUCAGAAAACGUGGAAAAUAGAAUUGGACUGCAUACACCACCUCCCCCUGACGCCCCUUGUAAGAGAAGGAAAGUUAUGAAGUGUAUUGAUAGUGAUGUUGACCUCGACAUUUAUUCUGAAGAAGCAGACUCUGAAAGUGAUCAAACGCCAGAACAUUAUCCGACCUCUUGUGUAAGUGAUUGCGAGGACAUAGUUGAAGCUACACAUUACAGGGAUGUUCUAUUAUUACUUCGGUUCAAUGAUCGAGACCUUCCUUUUAAAUUGAAGGAAAUAAUUAUGUCUGACUUGCGGGUACUCACUCUACUUGAAUCUGGGCUUCCAUCUUGGGUGAUUUUCCUUCAGUCUUACCCAGUAUUUUGCCAUUUUUAUCGUCCAUGGAUGUGCCCUUUGGCAAGAACUUUUUAUGUGCUUAUUUCAGUUGUCACUGUCCUCAUUGGAUUUUAUGACUUGUACAAAAAUGUACCCGUUCUUAAGGCAACUGCUUCUGGUUUAUGUGGACCCCUUUUUGAUUGGAUAGAAACCUGGGAAAUGAUUUCAAGAAUUAAAUAUUUGGGAACUAUGUUGUUUCUGCAUAAUUUUCAGAAGGCCGUCCAGUGGUUUCUUAUGAUGGCACGAACAAUGCGGUCAUUUCUUUCCAUAUUUCCACAGCCAAUUGUAGGACCUCUUUUGGAGUUAUUAGAUUUCUUCCUUCCUGUUUGGAGUAUGUGCAUACAACUUGUAGAGAGUUUCUUGUCAGUAAUUUGGAUUAUAGUGGAGUCUUCUUGCAUAGUAAUGGGAACUUUUUUCGAGAUUCUACUACUUCCAUUGUGGUAUAUUCUCUCACUAUUGUGGAGUGUUGCAACAUCCAUCAUAUACCCUAUAUUCUGGAUUCUCUGGGAAAUACUCUAUGCUCCGAUCCGAUUGGUCCUUGGAUUGUGUAACCUUGUGGCUUUCAUAUUUAGUUCCACAUAUGAUUUAGUUGGAGAUAUUUGUAUGUUUGUGAGCGGUGUCUUUCAGUUCACUUCAAGUGUUGAGUCAACAGUGAGUUCAUACGAGGUUUCAAUGUGGCGUUCUCUUUGGAAUGACCUUUUUUCCCAGGUUUUCCGCGCUCUACGAAGCAUUCUCAAUGGUUUUGUGGCCUUUUUCACUGCCUGCAACAGGCACCGUCUAAGCAUAUAUAAUCACGUGAAGGAGUUUAUCCGAAGAUUAUCACAUGCUGCCAAGAGAACACGGUAUCAAGGAAAUAGUCACAGGAGGAGGCCUGGAGCCCAAAAAACAGAGUAA
Fraxinus pennsylvanica is the source of this 2040-nucleotide messenger RNA. The record is from the annotation of a GenBank genome assembly. NCBI's taxonomy places the organism in Eukaryota, Viridiplantae, Streptophyta, Magnoliopsida, Lamiales, Oleaceae.